CUCAAGUAAUUGUAUAUUGCAUCUUGCAUCUCCUUCUUAAACAGGCAGCAGAGCUACAAAUUGAAGCUUACCCAUUAUUGGAUGAGUUAACAUCAAAGCUCAGCACUUUAAACUUGGAAAGGGUUCGUAAAUUGAAAAGCAGACUUGUGGCAUUGACUAGAAGAGUUCAAAAGGUUAGGGAUGAGAUUGAACAAUUGAUGGACGAUGACGGUGACAUGGCUGAAAUGUACCUUACUGAAAAGAAGAAGCGAAUAGAAUCAUCAUCGCCAUUCUGCGUACAGCAAUCUGUACUAGGAUUCAAUUCUAAUGGAGUAUCUGCUUCUGCCCCUGUUUCUCCUGUUGCUUCUCCACCUAACCCCCGAAAGCUCGAGGCAAAUAUGAGCUUCUCUAGGAGUAGGCAUGAGAGUAGUGUAAAGAGCUCUGAGACCUCCAUGGAGAACAUAGACGAGUUGGAGAUGUUGUUGGAAGCUUAUUUUGUGGUCAUUGAUAGCACUCUUAACAAGUUGACAACGAUGAAGGAGUACAUCGAUGACACAGAAGAUUUCAUUAACAUUCAGCUGGAUAACGUCCGAAACCAGUUGAUUCAAUUUGAGCUGCUACUAACGACCGCUACAUUUGUUGUUGCGAUCUUCGGAGUGGUUGCCGGAGUCUUCGGUAUGAACUUUGCCGUACCACUGUUUGAUGAGCCAGAAGCUUUUGAAUGGGUGCUCAUAAUUACCGCAGCCUGCUGUGUACUCAUCUUCUGUGCCUUCCUUCUCUUCUUCAAGUACAAAAGACUAAUGCCUUUGUAGAUGGUCGAACUGCGACUAUGGAGAUGGAAACCGAGGUCGCGUUUCUACAUGUUGUGCAUUAAGAACUAUUGAUAUUAAUACUACGUACGGUUCAUCAAAUAAUGUGUGUACAUAUAUCAUUCUUUUGAGUUUGCAGCUAAGCUGCUGCAACUCUCUGUAGGAAGAUGAUUACUCUGAUGCAGAGGAGUAGACUGUGUACUUCAUUUCAACAAAUUCUUUGUUGAUUGCUGUGUUAUGAAUCGAUAUUAUGGCUUCACUGCUUUUCUUUCGAUCGUUAAUAAAAAUUUACAUGAAUACUUCACCUCAGAUGGGUUUUUUUUAGUACGGCAACCAAACGAAGCCGCAGCUAGGUUUAACAACCCCAGGGACAAGCUUACAGGGCUGAGAUGAGGCCUAAACGGGCCGAGGCCCAACAAAACCAGGUUCUGUAGUCGGGCCUGCAUGGGCCUCCAUUAGACACGUCCAGCUAUACCUACGCGUCAACCGCUUAGGCCCUCACCGCCGUGCAUGCUCGAACAUCCCUAAUCACCGCGACACAAAAAAAA
This is a messenger RNA of Asparagus officinalis (garden asparagus), 1336 nucleotides long. Its product is annotated as magnesium transporter MRS2-1-like. Bases 198 to 791 code for a protein of 197 amino acids. Gene Ontology annotation, molecular function: magnesium ion transmembrane transporter activity. The transcript is spliced from 4 exons. Gene Ontology annotation, cellular component: membrane. Gene Ontology annotation, biological process: magnesium ion transport; transmembrane transport. The record is from RefSeq and is a predicted model, not a curated record. NCBI's taxonomy places the organism in Eukaryota, Viridiplantae, Streptophyta, Magnoliopsida, Asparagales, Asparagaceae.